UUGAGAACAUGAGCAUCCACUGUAACAAAGUGGGCAGCAGUGAUCACAUCUCUGAUGUGGAGGCUAUGGAUACGUCAGACAGUCCAUGGUGUUGGUUUUACCUGGCUGAGUGUGGCACGUGGCAUAUGUUCAAGAAUGAUGCAGCGUGCUCUUUGAGCAGCGAGGAGGUAGAAUGGGCUUACGGCAGAAAUCCGAGAGGCUGUAUGGAAUUUUCUACAGCCACGUGCUGCUUCAAAUUAGAUUUCUCAGCAAUGGUUCAGAUAAACUGUAUCACUGGAAAGCAGCAACCAAUCAGACGAUCCUUUCAAACAUCGAAAGGCUUCUGGUAUAAGUGUAAUGAUUCAACAACAAAUAUUCCACCGUACUGGGAAACAAUGAAUGCUGACGAAGUUUUUCAGGCAGUCCCUUUGUACAGGGACACGUUUGAAUAUCAAGAGAUAAGACGACUCUUUGAGAGGACCAUGGAUGCCCCUAUAAAAACAAUACACAGAAUCCAGAACUUGGACCUCUGGGAGUUUUUCUGCCGGAAAAAGGCACAGCUGAAGAAGCUGAACCGAGCUUUGAACAUUGAGGAGAAGAAGCUGUUUCACGGCACGGACCAUGAAAAUGUACAUCCGAUAUGCAAAUAUAAUUUUGACUUGAGGUUGUCUGGAAUGCAUGGGCGUGUCUACGGUAAAGGGAUAUACUUUGCGAGAGAUGCCAAGUACUCAAGUAAAUACUGCCAAACAACAUGGAACACCAGUUUGACAACAUCCUCUGUAGGAAGCAGCACGUCAUGGAAGACCGUGUUUCUAGCUCGGGUGCUGGUUGGCGAGUACACGCUCGGGGAGCGUGACAUAUGCAGGCCGCCCUCCAAAGACUCCACUAGCUUCUACGACAGUUGUGUGGACGAUGUUGCAAACCCCAAGAUUUUUGUGAUCUUCGACAGCAGCCAGAUAUACCCUGAAUAUGUGAUAGAGUUUUGAUGUGUUGUUUAGUGGGACCUAAUGGACAUAUUGACCCCAUCAAAGCACAUGAGCUACACCAUUCUUUGUUAUUUAAUGUCAAAAUGUUACAUUGUGUUACACAUUUUGAGAAUUUUUUUUUCCUUACUAAUUUCCUUGCACUUUCUUUCUAGCCCACAUGAUGGCAGGCUACUUCAAAACAAAAUCACAACAGUCAUAAUACCACCUUCAGAAACUCACCGGUGUUGUGUCUACAAAGACCAUCGGCUACACAACGGUUCAACAGAAGGAAAGGGCGAGGCUUCAAUUUUCCAUAUACCUGCACCAAGUUUGCCAGUUUUUCAUCUGUAUUUUAAUUUUUCCCCCAAGUGAUGUAGAAGCACGUGAAGACAGGCCUUCAAAGUACAACCGUUUGUAGAGUGAAGAGAAGACUUUUUCGCUGAGAUGUACAUCACUUUGGAGAAAAGCGUCUGCUAAAUGAAUAAAUGUAAAUGUAAGACAAGCAUCUCAGCUGUCUGACCUGCCAUCCUGCAAAGAUAGUCAAAAAAAUUAUAUACAGUAUAUUUUAUUAAA
Molecule: messenger RNA, 1517 nt
Organism: Scleropages formosus (Asian bonytongue)
Lineage: Eukaryota; Metazoa; Chordata; Actinopteri; Osteoglossiformes; Osteoglossidae
Product: protein mono-ADP-ribosyltransferase PARP11-like
Exons: 7
Coding region: 9-965 (318 amino acids)
Cellular component (GO): nucleus
Molecular function (GO): NAD+ poly-ADP-ribosyltransferase activity
Source: RefSeq, a predicted model, not a curated record